Anopheles aquasalis is the source of this 5120-nucleotide messenger RNA. RefSeq lists its product as uncharacterized. The record is from RefSeq and is a predicted model, not a curated record. Lineage: Eukaryota; Metazoa; Arthropoda; Insecta; Diptera; Culicidae. Gene Ontology annotation, molecular function: protein binding.
UGUGGUUGCGUGGGUACGGUAUCACGUAUUUCUCGCUUCUUGUUUUUUCGCUCAAGCCGUGCUGAUUUUGGGCUGAUUAAAUCUAUUUAUCCGCAUUACUGGGUGAGCUUUUCCGUUUUCGCACAGUGAAUUACACGAGACGAUGCGCCGCCUUUGUUGAAAAGUGAAUAGAACGGAAGGCAAUUCUCGCAUCAUCGACGCAAAACGCACGCACGACCGCCAACCAGGUGAUCCUGCCGAUUGGAAGCGCGUCGUUGUCGAGCAUAUAAUCCCAAUCCCGGGCACCAGUUUGUGAGAACACCCAUGCACACCAUCAACUUGAGCGGCAGAGAAGUGGCCGAGGCUGGCCUUACUCGUCGCCUGAAGCUGGCUGAGGAGGCGAGCAUCAAGAUCGAUGUGAUCGAUCUUGUCGACGAUGAGGAGGAGCAAGCCACAAGACCACACCGGCCGCCCGAAGACCGACGCUCCGACGAUAGCCGGGAUGCGACCAAUCCAACCUCCGCACCGCGGCUGACGCCGUUCCACGGUGUUCUUUCCGCCAAUGACGAUGGGAAAGUUCUUUUUAUGAAUGGAUCUUUAUCUGGCGAACGUAGAACGUACUCGCGCCGUCCGAUUCACGCAUCACCGGACUCGACUAGCAGCAGUUCGGAGCGUGCAAGGGAGCGCAGAGCGGACCAUCCGUUUAAACCGUCACCCAGCUCAACGCACUCGAAGGCAUCGGCGGGCAGCUGCAUCAUAUUUAACCGUUCGUACGUCAAGACUCCGAUGAGUAGUAGUACAACUAGCGGUAUCAGUCCCACCAGGUACAACGUAUUCGAUCGAGCACCCACGACCGAUAGAAGUUCGCAGCUCAUUCGAAAUGCGUUUCAAAGAGCUGGCAGCCGGCCGCCGAUGCUGAGUGGUUCCAGUGAUACAACGACCAGCAUUCACGGUUCACCAACUAUCGACAUAACUGGUCAUCGUGGCAGCGAGAGCCCUUUGCCACGGGUGAGUUUGUUAAGGCGCUCUUAUCACAAAUCGUCGGGCGAGUCGGCAACGUCCACUUCGUCCCACCACCAUCCCGUUGUGGCAACGAUCGAUUUGGAUUCGGAUUGCUCACCAGUGCGCUCAAGCAAUCACCAAACGACCGUGCCGGAGGAAGUUGAUGAUAGCUCAUCGAGCAGCGAGAGCGCAACCGCCUCCAAGUUGCCACGGCAACCGUCACUGGCACGCGAUGAGAAAAUGGAAGUUGCCGAAGAUCCAGCGGUGGUGGCAUUCGUGGGCAUUGAUUUAGAUUCGAUAGACGCAAGAUCAGCAGAAAAACUGCGGGAUCCGACCGUAGACAGCCAUCCAACCGAUCACCAAACGACGGAGGACGAGCCCGAUCAGCAGGAGGAUGAUGAGGGCAGCUCGAUGGAGAAUUCGUACGGCGAUGUUUCGAGCUCCGGAUGCGUAAAGUAUUCUUCCACGCGUCACAGCAUGGGCCGGCAGGGUGUAACGGAGGCGUCGAGAAGUAACUCGAUGAACGAGUUUGAGCUGAAGCUGCAGGAAAUCAACGAGUGGGUAAAACCGAUGACCCACCGGGACCGGGUGGAGCAUUGGCGCGUAACUGAGGAAGAUCUGCGCCACUCGAUACCGACGAAAGCCAAAAUUGAAACGACAAGCUGUUCCGGCACAAAACGCACCUUCUACGAUACCGUGCACAUCUCGAGCGAAGAUGACUCGUCCGACGAUUCACCGAUCGAGGGCAUACCGAGCACGAUGGGUGGUAGCAUGUUGACUACCAAGAAACGACGCACGGCCGAUGCGAUGGAAGCCAGCACCAGCACCAGCGAACUGCGCUCCGGUGUGAUGAACGGGCUAGCGACGGACCGUACGGCGUGUGCCGGUACGAGCGCACCAACAACGCUUUCACAGGACGAUGGCGAAGAUUCGGAUUUUCGUAAUGGUCAACUCAAUCCCGAUAUCGAUAAACCGCAGGCUGGCAUCAGCAUGCUGCUGAUAAAGCGAGCUUAUCACAAACUACCGUCUCGUAACCGGCUUUGCAAGAGAUGCAACAAAUGUAGCCCCACGGAGGUCAACGGUGGUGUACCAGUGCCAGGAAUCCAGACCUACUGCGAUUGUCGCCGUGCGAUUGAAACGCCCAACAAAGGCCCAAACGGUACACCGUAUGCUCAGUUGCUUUGCCGGGACCGAGGGCUGGAUAGUUUCCUCCACUAUCUGCGCAUCAGUCCACUCCACCGAACGAACCAGAUUGCUACAGCACCACCACCACCACCACCGAGUUCCGACGAUGUAAGGGCGAUGGGUGUCAUUCUAGCGCCAGGAUCUAAGGUCGAACAGGACGCGCAAAGUGUAACCAAAUCGGCUCAUGGCAUCGGAAGGACAACAAAGUCUAAGAGUCGGACACAGAGAAAGGCCAACAAGGAGAAGCGAAGGGUGAUCAAAAGUAAAAAGAAGGUAACGGCCAAAAGUAAAUCCCACCCUGGCACCAUUGCCAGCAGUGCCAUUCGUGGUGUUCGACGGUUGGUACUGUCGAGCUCGUUGCGUAGCGGAAAGGUCAUACGAUACCGCACCACGUUCCCGUCCUUGCGACAACCGCCAAGGCAAGGCAAGUGUACACCACGUAUCACGGCCGCUAUGGUCAACCACGAAGCACCGACCGACGCGCAUGAUGCACCGAGCAUCACGGAAUCAAAACCAGUGCCCAGAAUUAACGAGCCGGGCGAUGCCAGUGAUGGAGGAGCAACACUCCCGGCACAACAGCAACUGGAUAGCCCUGUGCAUUCCCCACCGAUGGCAUCAUCUUCCUCCUCAUCCUCAUCCUCGUCUAUGACCCAGAAGCCGAAGCCAAAAUCCCUUCAUCGGACCGCAGCAGCGGCGUCGUUACGUUGCUCUGUUGACAGUGCGGUCAGUAGCUCGACCAGCGCCGAAAUGCACGAGGGCAAACGCUCGAAAGAGUGCCAGACGGUGGAGAGUGCACUGGCGCUCGAAGCGGUGGCUGCUGUCGAAUGCCCCGCAGAUCCUCCACCGAAACCGGUCAACGAAGGAAUACCGUGCCGGAACCCGGUGAGUCGGAACGAUGGCGAGGUGCUGCACGUGUUUCUGCUCGACGAGAAGCUGAUUGUCGUGCAGACGGGGCUAGUAAGCUUCUGGCGAUACUCACGGUUAAGUGCACUGCUGGGUGUGCGACAGGAAUGGGAACGUGUGGCGCAGGUAUCCCGUUGGUUACGCGACACUGAGCUGGACACAGAAAAUGCCCAUCGUAUCGGAUACAACAAUUGUCAUCCCUUCUAUCUGGAACCAAGGGCACGCAAUCUGACGGAGGACGAAUCGCGGACAUGCCCGCUUGCCUCGAUCUACGUCAAUGCCUACUUUCUGAUCACCAAGAUCCACAUGCUAACUUCAGGCGCACCGAGCGGUGAUGAAGGCGGUGAACAAGAUAAUGUGGAAACGAGUGUCGACGACGGAACCGCCGGACCGGCGCCGGAAGAUCAAGGGACUGUGCGUGAAGAGGAUGUGGCUCGCGUUAAAUCCUAUCAACUGGAUACGGUGAAAAGCACCCUGGAGGAUGUGUUGUUUCUGCCAAUUCCAAAUACGCGCUACUUCAUCGUCUGCUGGUACGAGCACGUACGGGAGAUGGAAUCAAAAACGGGCCUGUGCAAGUACAGCCUCACGCCAGACCUCGAAACGUUGGCCAGUAUUCGUGAGUUCCUGUCCGUACGACAGAAACUGAACAGUUUGCGCUGUCUGCCGAACAGCCGGCUGCUGGGCCUCGGUGAGUCCACCGUCCACCUGUGGUGCUACGAAACGGGUCAUCUGCUGUGGACUAUCGAUCUGAAGCUCUCGCUCGGAACGAUUGUCGGUAGUUUUGUGCACAGGGAAAUGGUCGAAAGCACAUUGUUCCUGUUGCAACUGCAACCGGUCGUGAACGAGAGCAACCGCAAGCUCAUGAAGGUGAUCGCCGUGAAUCUGUACAAAAAGGCGUGGUAUGUGGCUCACAGCUACGAGGUAGCCCUUUCAUCGAUGCGAAUCACUGGAGAAAGCCAGCUGGCGGAACCGACCGAAGCAGGGAACCAGCGGCACUGUGUAACGUUCCAGAGUGGCGAGAUGCUGCUCGUCAGCCUGAACACUCCCAGCUUUUGUUGGACGAAUCACAAGCGAUUGGCGAAGGAUUUGCAGCAUGCGGAAGAAUGCUCCGUAUUGGUGUGUUCGCGGUUGCGAAGCAAUACGGGUGACGUUUAUCGGCCAAAGGAACGAAUUCAGAAUGCCGGGUACUGGCACGGUGGCCGUGAUCUACUACUGCUAGGAGAUCAAUGUUUAACGAUCAAAUCCAUCGAUGAGUACAUGGCUGAGAGUGCCCGAUAGGCUGCUAGCAGAAGAGUCAGCGGCCAAGAAGAGAAUUUGUGGCAUGUGCCUAAGGAAGAAAUUAGUAUUUUUUUUAUUUGUUCAAUUAGGUAAUCUAUAUUUUUUUGCAUAUCUUUUCACGUUUCAACUAGAGAGCCAGUGCUCUGAACCAGAAUUCGAUGGCUCGAAUUGAACUCCUGCUGGCGCUGUGAUUGUUAUUGCCAUAACUGGCACUGAAACGAAGCCUAUGCGAUCGUAGCUUAAACUAAGGGCAGCAUGCGCUUUAGAACUGGUCAGGUUUAGUUUUUGGUUUUUCAAGCAUAAAGCCCUUCCCAAGAAUGAACAGGACGUUGCUGCUGGCAAUAGUAUUUAUUUUAGCCAACCACUUAUGCCCUGGGCGUAAUUUUUUCUUUUGACUUAAACUCAAGCGUUUUUACGAUGCUUUCGUGUACCAACGAACGCAAAUGAAGCAACCGUAACGUAUAAUGUAAAUAGUGAUCAAAAGUCGAAAACGGUGAGCGCCGAAAAAACAUGAAUACUACUUGCGCCAGUAACUUUUCAUCGAUACUGAAAUGUAGUAGCAACACGAAGAAACAUUUUGCUGCUUUGCUUGUGGCGAAUGAAUUUGAAUUACAAUUGAACACAAAGAAUCAACUUAUCGGACAAACUCAUCCUCCCAGAAUGUAGAUCUCUCUUUCUCUCUUCUAGUGUUUGAUGCUUUCGAUGAGCAAAAUGUUUUCUCGGGAAAAUGGAAUAAAGAACAUUGAAAUCGCUGGAUGCUUUAUGUGGAGUAA